Molecule: messenger RNA, 2472 nt
Organism: Pieris macdunnoughi
Lineage: Eukaryota; Metazoa; Arthropoda; Insecta; Lepidoptera; Pieridae
Source: the annotation of a GenBank genome assembly
AUGGCCUGUUUAGAGAAUAUGGAUUCAGAGAGAGAAGAAGGUGAAAUUGUUGACGAACUUGAUAAUUUAUCAGAUAUUUCAUCUGAAGAAGAGUUUUUAUUGCGUCAACGAUUAGAGAUCCUCGAGAACUACAACAACGUCCUUGAACGUAAAGAGGCUAAAAGGUGUACCAUUGGAUCAGGUAAAUCAAGUAAAAAUAAGGAAUUUUUUUCUCCAGACUGUUUUAUUCAGGAACAGAAAGGUUCAUCCCAGCCACAAAUUUACAGGGUAAUUCGAAAUGAUAAGAUAAAUAAGAGACCAAAAAAACUUAAGACACAUGUUAAGGUUUCAAUAGGAGCUAGUAAAAAGAGCAACACCAAAGCUAAAAAACCUACAAAAUUGACAGUUAGUGAUUCUAGUGAGGAUUCCAAUGAUGAGGAAUAUAAAAAUAAGCGUCGAAAACUUGCUGAUGCUGUUUCAUUUACUACUAAAAAAAUUGAUAACUCUUCUCUUAAAGAGAGACUUGCAAAAAUGCUGCAUCCAAAACCGGAAAGCAAAAUUAUAACACAAAAUACAAUUUUAACUGGUACAACUACAAUUCCAAGUUGUAAUAUAAUUAAAUCAAUUACUGCAUAUAAUUCAUUGAGUGAAUGUAAUGAUAAAUUAUUUAAUGAAACAAAAACAGUUGAUUCAAUUAUUAUGCCUACUGAUCAUGAUUUAAAAAUUGUCUCUGAUAAGGAAAUACCUGACACUGUGGAUGGAAUUGAUAAAAGAGACGAGAGAGAAAAGAAAUGUGAUAGUGGUGGUAGUUCCGAUGAAGAUUUAGAAUUGUUAAGACAGAAUGCUUUAGAAACUAAAUCAUCGAAACAAAAUUCAGUUCUUCAGGAAGUAGUUCAUGUAGAUUUGACUAACAAUAAGCAUGAAUCAGAGGACGAAGACAGUGACACAGAAGAAUUGAGGCUGAUUUGUCUAAGAUCAGCAUUGAUCAAAAAAGCAAUAGAAAUGAAAAAGAAACAAAAGUUACAAAAAAGACUGUCUCAAAAUUCCAUAGUUUAUGAUGACUUGCUUGAUAAAUCCGAAAAUAAUGGUAACACAACUGAUGUGGAAAACAUUGAUAUGGAUAUAGGUUCAGAUGCAGAAGAAAAGGAAAAAGACCCUAUCACACAUGAAAAUAAAUUAAAUUAUUGUAAACCAGAUGAAAAAAAUAAAAAAGAAUUAAUAACGAAAAAAGAAGAAUUAGAUGAGGAUGAAGAUUUACUUAGAGCAAAAUUACUAACAUCGUUAAGUAAAAAUUUACCUAUUAUUGCUGAUAUAAACAUUUUGAAUGCAGCAAUACCAAAGACGGAGACAAAAUCUAACAAUGCUGUACCUAAAUCUAAAAUACAAGAAAAAAAGUUUAUUAUACAGCUGGGUGACUCAGACUCAGAAGCAGAACAUGAGGCAACAAAGAACUUGACAAAAAUGCAUAUGAAAUUAGCUGAACAAACAGAAUUUCAACUUAAACUUGAUCAAUUCUUAAAAUCUACUAGAAUGCAAGUUGAAAAAACCACCGUAUCUGAUGUUGUACAACCACCUGUGCCUGUGAAACCACCAAAUAAAUUUGUGCCAAAGGCUAUGAAACAUUUACCUAAAUCUGAACAAAUGGAAUAUAAAAACUUGGUAAAGAGAAUGAGAGAACUGGAAAAGCUAAAACAAUCUAGACAACUGCUGUUAAAUAAUAAUUUAAAUAAAAACAAUAACAAAGAUAUGUUAAAGCCAAGAAAUAUUUCAACAAAUGAGAGGGAGGUUAUGGAAAAAAAAUUAGAAGAAAAAAUUGCCAAGUCAAGAAAAAUUAUAGCUGAAGAGUCUGCAAAAAUGUUAAAACUUAAAGAAGAAGCUAAGAAAUUAUCACAGAGAUACAAGAUUGUUUCCAAUGAAUUAAGAAACAUCACAACAGCAAUCACAUUAAAUAAAAAACAACAAAGAACUGUUCAGAAUGGAUUAGACAAAAUAAGACUACAACAUCAGAUGUUACUGAAGAGUUCACCUAUGUCAUAUUCCACACCAAAUAAUCCUAAUAUACCAACAUUAACAAAUAAUAAGAAGCAAAAAGAAAAUGAUCCAUUUGUUAAAGAUCAUCAAAAUGCAAAUAUGUUAAAAACUGUGAAGAUUAGUUUAGUUAACAAUUUAAACAAAGAAGCAAAUUCAGUGCCUAAUAAUUCAAAAUUAUCAGUUGAAGUUGAUGUUGGUAGUAAUAAAAAAGUUGUAAAAAUUCCAAAAACUCCAGAAAGAAUCGUCGCUAUUAAUGAAAGCCCUGAUUGCAAAGAAACAAAUAAAGAUGGAGAGAAAAUAGAUGAUAAGGAAGAAAAUGGCUCAGAUGAUUAUAUUUCUCCACUAAACGCCCUGGGACGAACUGAUUGGAAAGAGGACCCCAAUGCUCUCCUGUGCCCAUACGAAGUUGACGGCAGUUGCCGAGACUCUGAUUGCAAAUUCCUACACUUACAGACACAAUGA